Messenger RNA from Brettanomyces bruxellensis, 1302 nucleotides. RefSeq lists its product as uncharacterized. The record is from RefSeq and is a predicted model, not a curated record. The transcript has a single exon. NCBI's taxonomy places the organism in Eukaryota, Fungi, Ascomycota, Pichiomycetes, Pichiales, Pichiaceae. The coding region runs from base 1 to 1302 and encodes 433 amino acids.
AUGGAUAGUCUUUUAUCUUCCAGUGGAAUGGCUGGUCAGAUCCAGACCUUGUUAUCCUCUAUGACCGACGGAGCUGCCAGCGGAACAGGUAUUGUGAAGCUAUUGAGUAUUGCCAAGUCAUAUUUAGGUGUGAGUGAUGUCCACGACAUACCUAACUACUUGAUUCUAUCAGCAAAAGAUGUUCAGCAAUCGCAAUUUGGAUCGUAUCCAGAUAGCAACGACGUUGCACCAAGUGCAGUUUUUCUUGCAUGCUUCUUAAUUCUAUUUUUUGGACAUACCACAUUAUUUUUGGUUAACAGGUCGAGAGGCCACAAGUUCUACAUGUCGUUAGCUUUUGCUUUCUACUGCUUAAUGAGAUGGCUUGGAUUUGCUCUAAGAAUUGUUUGGGCAAAGGAUAUCUUGAAAAUGAAGGUUGGUCUUGCAUCCGAGGUCUUCCUUAUUAUUCCAACUGUUCUUUUAGCCUCGUUCAACUUGGUUCUUGCCCAAAGACUUUUCACGUGGAAGCACCCUAUUCUUGGAAAUAAGAAGUUUUUCUGGCAGAGUAUGUUGGCUCUUUAUGCCGUUGUUAUUGCAGUUGUUGUUAUGUCUAUCGUUGCCGGUGUUGUCCCAUACCUUUACUUUUUAAGUCAGAGUCAUUUCGACAUGUGCCGGAAUGUCAUGAAGGUGACAUCUGUGCUGAUUGUUCUAUAUUCCUUAUUGGCUAUGAUCUUGAUUGGUGCAGCAUACCUAUUCCCAACAACUGAAAAGGACAGACAGUCACUCAUCUACCAGCCUUUCUGGAUCAAGUCUUUCAGACCAACAUACUUCCCUAAACGUAAUGCUUCCAAAGAGGGAGAGUUGCUUUUCCUUAGAAAGCAUGCCGGUGAUAGCAGAGAGCCAUUGAGAACUGUUGUGGGUGCUGGAUUGAGACUGAUCGAUCAAAAAGAUGAGCCAGAAUCAGAUGAGUUGAACGAAUUUGAACAGAGUGGUGAGGAAAAGUUUGCUCUUAAGCACAACCAGUCCAUUAUCAUCAUUGCAAUCACCACUAUUUUCGUAUUCUUGGGUGCAAUCUUCAGAUGCAUUGGCUGCUUCUUGGAUACUACAUAUGCCAAUCAAGGAUGGAUAUUCAAGCCUGUUGUCAUGUAUGUUUUAUGGGGUGCCUUGGAGACUAUAGUGAAUGUUUUCUACCUUGUUGGAAGAAUCGAUUUGAGAUUUUACAGACCAGACUCUUUCCCUAAGGGUGCUUUGCUGGAUGCAUCAUCUAGAAGCUCUGAUGAGAGUCUGGACCACGAGAAAUCUUCAAACGUCGAAACGACUGUUUAG